UAGGAUGAGAUAAUUUACCAGUCUUCCGAGUGUAAACAAACAAUGGGAGGAGCUCAGUACACAUGUUCGCCUUAGCAACGCCUAAUUGAUGUCUGAAUGCAUGUAAACCAUCAGCGAGUGGUGUCAGUUUUCCGACCUCAAUUUAAAUCAGCUGCCUGAGAAUAUUAUCUAUCAACUUAAGAUGUCUUCCAAGGUAUCUACCCCUCGCCUGAUCAGUAAAGUUGGAACAAGAAUCUUGACGUGUGAACCUACUGAGCUCUAUAACAUCCUCCAACAGGCUACCGUCUACCCUGCACUUAGUGAUCAGAACUACCUCCUAUUGUUAGAUGCCAGACAGAAAAAUGAAUACAACGAAAGUCACAUUCUUACAUCCAAGAGAGCUCUAAGGACUGCAGACGACAAGUUUCUUGUACCCUACGGUGCAGAAAUUGAAUGUAAGAUGCACGUUAUUGUCCUUGAUAACAAUACUAGCGGUCUUUCAAAAAGAGAUAGUCCAGCCUUUAAGUGUGCGAAGGUAAUGGCAGAGGCAGGUAGCAGAAACCCUGUUCGCAUUCUUAGAGGAGGUUAUGAAGAGUUCUCUGCCCUCUACCCUUUUCUCAGGACACAAAAGAUAUUGUACAUGCCACAAGAGUUGGAUGAACUUCGGCCUUACCCAGUAGAAGUACUUCCAGGUCAACUGUACCUUGGUAAUUACCAGCAAGCGUGCAGUCCUGGGGUGAAGAAAGACCUGAAGGUCAAAGGAGUGUUACAUAUCGCACAAGAUGCUGAAGAAUUACAAGACGGACUGGUCGGAGCAGAAUUGAUGCACUGCCCUCUCUCUGAUGGGAAUGAAGCGGAUAUGCUCUCACAGUUAUCACAAGCUUGCCAGUUUAUAGGAAAGCAUGUGACAGAGAAGAAUGCAGUUCUAGUGAGUAGUGAGCAUGGGAUAAGCCGGAGUGCUGCAGCUAUCCUAGCAUACCUCAUGUACCAUUACAAGUGGACUCUACAGAAAGCGUACAAACACCUGCAGAACUGCAAGAGCAAUAUCAGACCGCAUCGGGACUUCGUUUCCCAGCUCUCCAAAUGGGAGGAGGAUAUAUUUGAAGAAGGCGUUCAGACAAAUAUAUCAGACCCCUAUUACUGAAGGCAAUGACAAUACUUUUUGUGUUUGUACUCAGGCGCCUAAUUGGAUACAAUUUUGAAACUAUGCAAUAUACCAAGAAUAAAGAACAAAGCUUGAUCAUGUA
This is a messenger RNA of Strongylocentrotus purpuratus (purple sea urchin), 1226 nucleotides long. RefSeq names its product serine/threonine/tyrosine-interacting-like protein 1. Bases 182 to 1123 code for a protein of 313 amino acids. Gene Ontology annotation, molecular function: pseudophosphatase activity; protein phosphatase binding; protein tyrosine/serine/threonine phosphatase activity. Gene Ontology annotation, biological process: negative regulation of cytoplasmic stress granule assembly; protein dephosphorylation; positive regulation of intrinsic apoptotic signaling pathway. The transcript has 9 exons. The record is from RefSeq and is a predicted model, not a curated record. Gene Ontology annotation, cellular component: mitochondrion. Lineage: Eukaryota; Metazoa; Echinodermata; Echinoidea; Camarodonta; Strongylocentrotidae.